Chanos chanos (milkfish) is the source of this 6926-nucleotide messenger RNA. RefSeq names its product membrane associated guanylate kinase, WW and PDZ domain containing 3a (gene magi3a). The record is from RefSeq and is a predicted model, not a curated record. Bases 699 to 5036 code for a protein of 1445 amino acids. The transcript has 22 exons. Gene Ontology annotation, biological process: signal transduction. Gene Ontology annotation, molecular function: protein binding. Gene Ontology annotation, cellular component: cytoplasm; cell-cell junction. NCBI's taxonomy places the organism in Eukaryota, Metazoa, Chordata, Actinopteri, Gonorynchiformes, Chanidae.
CUGUGAGAACGUAGCCAGCUCUCUGUCUGCUAGAGCUGGAAAGGACUGAAUGUCGAAGUGAACUGUCCAGCAAUAUCUGAUACAUUAAUGUUGGGUCAUUGAUAACGGAGGGUCAUCAGAUUUGCGCGGAUAUUCAUCAAAUAGACUGCAACAAUCGUGUGAACCAGGAGUGUCUGCUUACCCUGAAAAAUUGGAUUACACUGGAAAGGCAUUUUCCCUGAGAUCGUGCUAUUGCUUAAUUUGGAUGAAAACAGCACUUCGAGCACUCAUAUGAUGGAGCAGUCCAUCUUUCCAGCUAAGGUGAAAUAAUUUCGUUAGUUUGGAACAAGACUUCCCGGUGUGAACCAUCCUCAUCGAGUUUCCUCACUCGCUAGAACGCAAGAACGAAUUCAGCACUGUACUUCCAUCCUCCUCUAGAACGGCCGCCACGGGUAGCCUUGAAUUCGUUUUGUCAAGUGUCUGGAGUAUUUGCAGGGGGUAAUGUGUCCUCCAAACUGUAAAAGCAUCAUUGACUUACCAAGAAAUGGGAUUCCAAACUACUGGUGAGAACAAAUUGUUUCUACGCAGGGGUCGCAUCACUGCACAUUCUCCGCAAUAGGAUUUACCUUUUAACAAAAAAAAAAAAAAAAAAAAAGGAAAAACGUCACAACCAACGACGAUUAUCGGACAUCUCCAGAGCUGUACAAAAGGAAUCAACCAUGUCUAAAACACUGAAAAAGAAGAAACACUGGUCCGGUAAAGUCCAGGAGUGUGCUGUCUCUUGGGGUAACACCGGAGAACUGAGCUCCGUUUUGGAGAUAGGUGGUGGAGCAGAGCUCGGAGAGUUCCCGUACCUGGGACAGGUAUUAUCAGACGUGAUUGUAUGUCACGUCGGUAGGUUGCCGGGUCCUGGCGACGUGCUUCUGGAGGUGAACGGCACGCCUGUCAGCGGACUGACGAACCGAGACACCCUGGCUGUUAUUCGCCACUUUAGAGAACCAAUCCGUCUAAAGACCGUAAAACCAGGAAAAGUGUUGAACACAGAUCUGCGGCACUAUCUGAGCCUGCAGUUUCAGAAGGGCUCCCUGGACCACAAGCUCCAGCAAGUGAUCAGGGACAACCUGUAUCUCCGCACCAUUCCCUGUACCACAAGACAGCCGCGGGAGGGGGAGGUUCCCGGAGUGGACUAUAACUUUAUCAGUGUGGGGGAGUUUCGUGUCCUGGAGGAGAGUGGGCUGCUGCUGGAAAGCGGAACAUACGACGGUAAUUACUAUGGCACCCCAAAGCCACCUGCAGAGCCCAGUCCAGUGCAGCCUGACCUGGUGGACCAGGUGCUUUUUGACGAGGAGUUUGACACAGAGGUCCAGCGCAAGCGCACUACGUCCGUCAGCAAGAUGGACAGGAAGGACAGUGCCGCACCUGAGGAAGAGGAUGAUGAAGAACGGCCAGCCCUGGUUAACGGCCUCACAGAGCACAAGGAAGGGCUGGAGUGGAGGAAGGCCGUGCCCAGUUACACUCAGUCCAGCAGCGCUAUGGACUUUCGCAACUGGAACACACUACCGCGCGACGAGAGCCAGGAACCCCUGCCCAAAAACUGGGAGAUGGCCUACACUGACACAGGCAUGGUGUACUUCAUCGAUCACAACACCAAGACUACGACAUGGUUAGAUCCCCGCAUGGCUAAGAGGGCCAAGCCUCCAGAAAAGUGUGAGGAUGGGGAGCUACCGUACGGCUGGGAGAGGAUUGAGGAUCCCCAGUACGGCACCUACUACGUCGAUCACAUCAAUCAGAGGACUCAGUUUGAGAAUCCUGUGCUGGAGGCGAAGAAGAAACUCAGUCAAGAGAUCCCUACAGCCAGCCAGCCGACAACAGGAGCUACACCCGCAGGUGAGGUAGGCAUUAGGGGCUUCACGCGUGACCCUUCCCAGCUGCAGGGGACCAUACUGCGCACGGCUCUGAGGAAAAGCACGCAGGGCUUUGGUUUCACCAUCAUAGGUGGAGACAGACCAGAUGAGUUCCUGCAGGUGAAGAAUGUUCUCCGAGACGGUCCCGCUGCCCAGGAUAACAAGAUAGCCUCAGGUGACGUCAUUGUGGAGAUCAACAGGACUUGUGUGCUGGGGAAGACCCAUGCCGAUGUGGUGCAGAUGUUCCAGUCUAUCCCAGUUAACCAGUAUGUGGACAUGGUUCUGUGUCGUGGUUACCCGUUGCCUGAGGACACCAGCGCCAGCGACGACGGCAGCGGAGAUAUAGCCACAGCCAUACCGGUCUCCGACGGGCAGCCACUUCACCCCCAGCCCCUCCACCCUGACAGCACCGCCUCCCCCCAGGACCUGCAUUAUGUCACCACCGAUGGCAGGCAGGUGGCCGCGGUCAUGCCCAACGGACGUUACCCAGAAGCAGGCGACUCCACACUGCUCCAGCCAGAGCUGGUUAGUGUACCACUGGUGAAGGGGCCGGGCGGUUUCGGCUUUGCCAUUGCAGACUGCCCGCUGGGCCAGAAGGUGAAAAUGAUCCUGGACGCGCAGUGGUGCCGGGGCCUGCUGAAAGGUGACGUCAUUAAAGAGAUCAACCGCCAGAACGUUCAGACUCUGAGCCACGCCCAGGUGGUGGACAUCCUCAAAGACCUGCCCGUGGGCAGCGAAGUCAACGUGCUCGUCCUCCGAGGAGGUCAAACGUCUCCUGUGAAGUCCUUAAAACCUGCUCCAGUGCCUAUGGUCCAGAAGCAGGAGAUAACCAGCAGCAUAGAGUCGCCAAGUCCUGCAGAGCCUCCCCCCCAAACCCUUCCCUUCCCCCCCAGUGCCAUGCGAUCCAACUCCCCUAAACUGGACCCCACUGAGCUCUACCUCAAAUCCAAAGCCCUGCUUGACAGCAAACCCCCUAACACUAAGGAACUGGAUGUAUUUAUCAAACGGAACCAGGAGUCUGGGUUUGGCUUCCGUGUACUUGGUGGUGAAGGUCCGGAUCAGCCUGUGUAUAUAGGAGCCAUUGUGCCACUAGGCGCUGCUGAGAAAGACGGGCGUCUCCGGGCAGGCGAUGAGCUCAUUUGCAUUGAUGGUGUGCCAGUCAAAGGCAAAUCUCACAAGCAAGUGUUAGAGCUGAUGACCAAUGCUGCUCGCAAUGGACAGGUUAUGCUUACAGUCCGCAGGAAACUCACUUUCAUGGAUGAUGACGAGACGACUCAGCCGCAGGCCACGCCCACCCUGGUGAACGGCUCCCCCAAACUGCCCCGCCUCGAAGUGCCCGCCACUACCCAGCCCGAGUCCUACGACGUCACCCUGCAGCGAAAAGAGAACGAAGGCUUCGGCUUUGUCAUCCUCACCUCCAAAAACAAGCCCCCGCCUGGAGUCAUUCCUCAUAAAAUUGGACGCAUCAUUGAGGGCAGUCCCACUGAUCGAUGCGGUCGACUCAAAGUGGGCGACCGCAUCUCCGCAGUCAAUGGCCAGUCCAUUAUAGACCUGUCCCAUAACGACAUCGUGCAGCUGAUCAAAGAGGCCGGCAACACAGUGACUCUGACAGUGGUGCCAGAGGAGGAGCACAGUGGUCCUCCAUCUGGAAACAGUUCAGCCAAGCAGAGCCCAGCCGCACAGCACAAAGCCGUCGGCCAGCAGCCUGCCAACAGAGAUGACAGGAACACGACAGAAACAGAUGAAUGGAAGGAGGGUGUGGCCAGGGCGGAAUACACGUCUCUCCCACAAAGGGAGAUGGGAACUCUAAUCACCUCAGGCCCAAAACAGAGUUGUUUUCUGGUGGAACUGGAGCGCGGCCCGCGGGGUUUUGGUUUCAGUCUGCGGGGUGGGAAAGAGUAUAACAUGGGGCUGUUUAUUCUGAGACUGGCAGAAGAUGGCCCCGCCCUCAAAGACGGCAGAAUUCACGUGGGAGAUCAGAUAGUAGAGAUCAAUGGGGAACCCACACAGGGCAUCACACACACUCGAGCCAUAGAGCUGAUCCAAGCAGGAGGCACCAAGGUCCUGCUGCUCCUCCGGCCUGGACAAGGCCUGGUGCCCGACCACAACGUGAAGGACAAAGCAACAGUUUCAUCCUCAAGCUUUCCAAGAUCCGCUGCAUCCGAUGAGCCGUCAGCCCUGAACUCCUCAUCUCUGACCUCUCUCUCGACCGCCGAGCUUGCUCAAGCCACUGUCCCAGAGGAGCUCCAUGAUCCAGUUUCCCCUUCAGCUCGUGCCCAAGCUGCUGACUCAGAACCUACUCGCGAGCGGGAAAGGGCUCAUGGACAACAUCCCCUCCACUACCAGAAACAACCAACAAGCCCUGAUAUCCAAGACCCCAGAUCGCUGCCUAGAAAAAGUGAGUCCAGCGUGUCCCUGUCCAGCCACCCUUCCAGCCCCCACAGGGCAGAUCGUGAACGCUCUGAGAAGAAAGAGCGUUCACGCAGUCCCAGAAAAACAGAUAGAAACCCCUCCGUGACUGUGGAGGACAAAAAUGGUCAUUUUGGUAUCCAGAGUGGCGAGAUGAACAAAGAGAGAAAGUACAGAGAGAGGGAGGGCCGAUCUACAAGCCCAAUGAAGACCUCCAAGAGGGAGCAAGAGCCUGGAACAAGACGUCCAGUGAGGACCCAGGAUGAACCACAGAAGCAUUCUGAUGGGCAAAGACCCAACCAUGCCUCUGGAGCAGGGAAAGAGAGAAGACGCAAGGAGGAAGACCCCAGACAGGACAGGGAGAGUGGAGAAAUGAGGCCCGAGGGGACAAAAGGAACCAAUGAACGCCGCAGGAAGGACAGGGAGGCUGGACGAGAGGCGGUGAAUCAGAGCUCUGGCCCCCAUGGACACAGAGAGAGGGCAGGGACAGAGUCUGCGAGCAGCACCCUCAACCGGAAGGGACACAAAGAUAAAGACAGAGAGACAAGGGAGGCUGAACAUAAGGAGAUCAGACACAAAGCCAUGACAGAGGAAACAAACAGGAGGGAAGCCAGGGGCUCCAGCAGUGCCUCACAGGAGCCCUCUUACAGUGGGAACCCAAGCAGCAAGAAAGCACCCAUAACCCCUGGCCCAUGGAAAGUGCCCAGCUCAGCCAAGAUCCAUUCUCAAGCAGAGGGAAACUAAUCCAUUUUGGGAUAUGUAUUCAGGGGGAACAUGGAGUGACAGUUCAUCGGAAUCUUUACAACUAACAGUUACCAUAGUCGAAUAAAUCUAUACUUUGAAUCACUGUGUAUUUAAUACAUUACUUUCUCUGACAGCAUAGCAUAUGUUCACUGACUUUGGCUUUGGUCUACACGCAUAGUGAAGCACAGUGUUCCAUUCAGAGGCUGUGUUCAUUUGUCUGUGUUGGUCUGACAGUGAGAGGUGAUAAAUAAACUCUGUGCCAAUUAGGGACUCUCAGAUGGAAAGACUUCCAUUUCCUCCAUGUUUCUGUGAAACCCUUGGUAUGUGAUGAAAGGGAGUGCUUACUAACGAUGGACAAAUGAAGGAUGCUUUUUUUUGUCUUCUACGAAGGUAGGGAAGAAAAACAAGAAAGAAAAAAGAUAAACAUGUGGAUUGAUUUGUCCAGACUUGUUUUUCCUAGUUUGAUUCACUGCUUGCCUUUGCAAGGUCAACCUAAUUUGCAACGGUGUUCUUGAAUUCUUCUUAUUUCAUCUUUAUCUGAAGAUCCAGUCCAGAAGGAUGGACAGUGUGUACACAUUGUGUGUAGACAACUCCUUACAGUUAUUAUCAGCUUUGCAGUGUAUUUGAAAUCAUUUACAAAGCUUGAUAUAUGUUCACUUAAAAACAAAACAAAAAAAGACCAGACACUUGUGGUUAUGUUUACUGUUUACUACUUGUGUGUUUCUGAAGAAGCAAAUGUAAUUUAUUGAGUUAACUAUGACAACAGAUAUAUAAAUAUUUGUAUCCAUUCUGAGCCAAAUCAUAUAUUUUGUAACGCUCCUACUGCAGAGACCAGCACCAUGGUUGUUUAUUGUUGGUGAUUAAUUAGGUUUCCUAUUGAACUGUGUACACUGCAAGCUUAAAGAUAUAUGUUUUUCACAAACUGCUGUAGCUUUUACAAUGUUUUACGUGUGGUGUUUAGCAAAGUAUGUUCACUUUUGGUUGAGUCUGGGAUCAAGUGAUUGGUUGCGUCAUUCAGACGUUGUUUAAUUGUAUUUGGAAGUAAUUGUUCCUUUUUUCGGAUCUAUAUAUUCUUGACAUAUUUUUUCUCUUUUUUGUUAUGUUUUGCACUUACAUCAUAUAUGAGUUUUUUGUGUGUUUGAGAUUAAAAAAAAAAGAACAGCAAUUUAAAAUCCAGUACACGAUAAUACUUAUGAAGUUAAACCAUGAUGCCUGGUUAUGAGAACCCAAAACUCCAGAGCCCAAAACUCCAGGAAUACUAGUUCUGUAGUACAGGUUUAUGUGCUGCAGAUGGGUUUUUUGGGAAUGGUUCAGUCAGUUGUAAUCUGCUCUGCUGAAUCUAGCACCAGUCACAGCAAUAUAUAAGGGCACAUAUUUUCCAAAUCUCUGUGAAUCUUAUUUUUUACUUAUCUCCAUUCAGUCACUAACAAUCUGCAUAUCAAAUACCUAAACCAAAUAUCAUGUACUGUACGAAAGUAAACAUCAUCUUUUUUGUGGGUUGUUUGGUUUCUUAAUGUGUCAUUACUGGUUUAAGUCAUAACAUGACCGUAGUGAUUGGAAUAUGAAUGGUUAAGUGGAUCCAGUAGCUUGCACCCUGAAGCGUUAAAGGUUUUUUUCCCCCCUUUUUUUCCCCAAGAAAAAUGUCUGCAUAUUUGAAGAUUUUGUCCUGUUUGAAGCAGUUAAGCUAAGACUAAUAGUAUUUUCUGUUUUGUUUAUUUGUUUGUUUUUUCACCCUUCGCACCUCUGCUCAUUUGUGUGUGACUAUACAAUACUGUGGCCUUGCAUUGCUUUAUCUAAAAGAAAAUAGCCUGUCGAUCUCUAGGCCUAUAUUAUGUGGUAGAUGUAAAUGUUUAUAAAAUGUACAGCACCUGUAUAAAUACUUGCCUUCAU